UAAUCAUAUAAUUGUUAACUAUGCAGUGUUCGAUAUGUCAGAUAAAUCCUCUGAAGUAUACGUGUCCUGCGUGUGAGGCCAAGACGUGUUCUUUGAAUUGUAUUCGUCAACAUAAGAAAGAUGCCAAUUGUACUGGUACAGUUGAUCAAACCAAAUUUCUUGCCAAAAAGACACUUUCAUCCGAUGAUGCUCAUAUCAAUCGAGACUAUAACUUCCUUUUACAAGUGGGAAGAAAGAUACACGUAGGGAAAGAUGACGUGAAAUCUAAUGCUCGUAAUGUUUUCAAACGUCAAUUUAGAAACGGUAGUAAUAAUAAUAAUAAUGGAUCAAAUAAUAAGAGACAGAAGCCACAGACUCCAUCGGUAGAUCCAAGGACUUUCCUUGUUAAUAAGGUAUUCCCCAACGAACCGACUACUGCAGUCAAACGUCACAAUACAUUGGUGGUACAACUUCCACCGGGAAUGUCUAGAGCAGCUUCCAACAAAUCUGGAUAUGAUAAGAAGAUGGGGUCAUUCAUUUGGACAAUUGAAUGGGUAUAUAUAGACAAUUCUGGAGAGGAAACCACUAGAUUCUUGAGUUAUAGAUUGAAAGAAGGAUUAUUGUUGAGAGAAGCUGUUCCAUUGAACAUAUUAAAUAAGGCAACCAGUACCAGUGAGAAUUGCGAUAAAUCAGUUGAUAUUGAUCGUAAUGAAUUAAGAUUUUAUUUAGAUAAUGUGUUGGAUAAGGGUAAGAGGAAAACAUCAAAGUCUAUUUUAAAACUUCGAGCUGAUGUAUCAAUUUCAGAAGCACUUACUGAUAUGGUUGUUCUAGAAUUCCCAACCAUAUAUGUGACAAGAAAUGAAGAAACUUGGAAAGAAUUUGUUUCUGAAAAUCAAUUGGAACAAGACCAUAGUGAAGAUGAUCUGAGUAGUGAGAGUGAGAGUGCAACUGAUAGUAGCAGUGAUGAUAGUAGUAGUGAAGAAAGUGAGAGUGAAGAUGAAGGACCAGAAGUUGAAUCGACAAAGGAACUGGAUUUUGUUCCUCAAGUUGUCAUUGAUACAAAUAUAAUAAACAAAGAAGAUUCUUCCAAGGAGGUCAAUGGUGAACUAGCUCAAGUAGAUGUCGAUGGGUUGGAAAAGGAGACAAUUGUACUGGUCAAUGAGAUUGAAGAAACUUCUGAGAUGCAAAAUAAUGAGAAGGUUGAUGAAGUAGAAAUAUAGACAAAAAAAUUAGAAGGAGU
This is a messenger RNA of [Candida] anglica, 1219 nucleotides long. The record is from the annotation of a GenBank genome assembly. NCBI's taxonomy places the organism in Eukaryota, Fungi, Ascomycota, Pichiomycetes, Serinales, Debaryomycetaceae.